AUGGGCAACAAAUCAUCUCUAUUGUUGCGUGAGGAAGAAAUCGCUCAAAUUCAAGAGGAAACUGGGUUCACACCAAACCAAAUUGAAAGGCUGUAUUCUCGAUUCACAUCACUAGACAAGAAUGACUGCGGCACACUAUCCCGGGAGGAUUUCCUAAGGAUACCGGAGUUAGCUAUCAACCCACUAAGCGAGCGUAUUGUCCACUCUUUCUUUGCGGAGAGCCAUGAUGACAGAGUGAACUUCUUACAGUUCAUGAGAGUGCUCGCACACUUCAGGCCCAUCAGGAAAAACAGAGAGAACAAGCUAAAUAGUAGAGAUGAGAAAUUGAGAUUUGCAUUUUCAAUGUAUGACUUGGACAACGAUGGUAAAAUCUCAAGAGAUGAAUUGUUGGCCAUACUACACAUGAUGGUUGGAGCUAAUAUCAGUGAAGAACAAUUGACCAGCAUUGCGGAACGCACAAUCUUGGAAGCGGACACCAACAAUGACCAGAUGAUAUGCUUUGAGGAGUUCUGUCAUGCUUUGGAACGGACAGAUGUGGAACAGAAGAUGUCCAUCCGUUUCCUCAACUGA
Spodoptera littoralis (African cotton leafworm) is the source of this 570-nucleotide messenger RNA. The record is from the annotation of a GenBank genome assembly. NCBI's taxonomy places the organism in Eukaryota, Metazoa, Arthropoda, Insecta, Lepidoptera, Noctuidae.